UAUUACAACUAGCGAAGAAGAAAAAGACCGUCUCCACUUCCGUGUGGCUUUUAUGAAUGACUCCAACUUCCCUGUGUAGCUUGCUAACUAGUGUCAACUGCAUCUUAGCAGAGCUGGUUAACUGGCUUUUACUACUGCCAUCAAGUCAGUCCAGAUGGAUUAUACUACAACGCAAAGUGGGUUCAGACAGCGUAAGUUACAGCCUAAUAUGCGUCUGAGGAAUACCUCCAUGGACAGUCCAGGAGGCAGUCAGCUGUUUGAGGAUACGAGUGGAGCUGCAGCUGGAUCACCGGCAGCGUACAGCAACCAGCAAGCUGGGCCUCAAGCAGAGGGAUUUCCUGGCCAGUCAAUCCUGUCAGACCCCAUGUCCAACCUGGCCAUGGCAUAUGGCAGCUCACUGGCAUCCCAGGGAAGGGAAAUGGUGGACAAGAAUCUGGACAGAUUCAUUCCAAUUUCUAAGCUGAAAUACUACUUUGCCGUGGACACAGUGUAUGUGGGGAAGAAGCUGAGCCUCUUAGUUUUCCCUUACAUGCAUGAGAACUGGGAGGUGAGCUACCAGCAGGACACUCCCGUGGCCCCCCGCUUUGAUGUGAACGCUCCCGAUCUCUACAUUCCCGCCAUGGGCUUCAUCACUUACAUCCUGGUGGCUGGACUGGCCCUUGGCACACAGAACAGGUUUUCUCCAGAGCUGCUGGGAGUUCAGGCCAGCUCAGCGUUGGUGUGGCUCAUCAUGGAAGUCCUGGCGGUCCUGCUGUCGCUCUACCUUGUGACUGUUAACACCGACCUCACGACCAUAGACCUGCUGGCCUUUUCCGGCUACAAAUAUGUCGGGAUGAUCAUUGGGGUGGUGGCAGGCCUGUUGUUUGGGAGGCCAGCGUACUAUCUCUCUCUUCUGUGGUGCUGUGUUGCCAUCUUUGUCUUUAUGAUCCGCACUCUGCGACUGAAGCUGUUAUCUGAGGCGGCAGCGGAGGGGAGGCUGGUGAGAGGAACCAGGAACCAGCUGAGGAUGUACCUCACCAUGUCUAUAGCAGCAGCACAGCCCAUUUUCAUGUACUGGCUCACCUAUCAUCUCAUCAGAUAAAAGCACACACACACACACACACACAUGCACAGAAUUACUUGUUGUUUUGAAGAUGAACUGGGCUGUCUGAAAUGCCAUCUCAUGCACUAAAAACCCUUACAAAAACAUACCUGCACACAUCAGAGAAGCUGGACUUGGAUGAAACACACAACAGGCACAGCUGUCUAAACGAUGAUCCAUCACGUCCGAGACAUAAAGACAGAACUACACAUUCACAGGUCUCUCUACAUGUAUGUAUGGAGCAAAACGACACACUUUACAAGAUGAUGAGAGAAGAUGUGAGGCAUCGCUGCCUUUUCUCUCACAGCACAGCCCCGUGUCAUUAGUGUUGCCUUCAAUUUGUUCGUUUUUUUUUUUUUUAUGUCAUGUCUUCUAAAUUGUAGCAAGAGCAAGUGGCUUUAAGUUGUUUUUCUAUAAUGUGUAAUUAUUUGUUUAUAAUUAUGUUUUUUAGGACUAUUUAAGUAUGUCUGUGCAUACUAUACAAGUGUUAUUGCAGAAGUUACUCUGAUAUCUCAAAGGGUUUCUCUGAGCCGAUGGACAGAAAGCACACAAGCCGUCUGUUUAAUGAAAAGAAAGGCCUCAGUUAGGUUCAAUGUGACGAAAGUGGAUCUGUUGUUUGAUAUGAAUGACAUUUUCCCUGGACCUAAUGUUUCAUGGAUGAUAAAUGUGGGGGGAAAUGUACCAGUUCUGUCACCACUAAAUCCAGAAACAAGGGUUAUCGAAUUGUUGUGGGUGAAGCACCGCCUCCACUUUAUCUGUUUAAUCAUUUUCUAUGUGCUUUGGUACAUGUAUGAGCUUCGCUGCCUGAUAAUUCUUGAAUAGAAACUGUGUAAGACACGUUAGGGGGUAGACCUCACGAUGAAAUGUUUAGUUGACUUUGAUAUCCUUUUAAAAAAAAAAAAUAAGUAAAUUAUUUACUGCUUUUCAUAUUGAAAGUCAGAUGGAAUAAAGAAAGGGAAGAGAUGA
This is a messenger RNA of Scatophagus argus, 2047 nucleotides long. It is a transcript of the gene yif1b, whose product is annotated as Yip1 interacting factor homolog B (S. cerevisiae). Gene Ontology annotation, biological process: endoplasmic reticulum to Golgi vesicle-mediated transport. The record is from RefSeq and is a predicted model, not a curated record. Gene Ontology annotation, cellular component: COPII-coated ER to Golgi transport vesicle; endoplasmic reticulum-Golgi intermediate compartment; endoplasmic reticulum membrane. The transcript has 8 exons. Bases 155 to 1081 code for a protein of 308 amino acids. Lineage: Eukaryota; Metazoa; Chordata; Actinopteri; Scatophagidae.